Molecule: messenger RNA, 249 nt
Organism: Trichobilharzia regenti
Lineage: Eukaryota; Metazoa; Platyhelminthes; Trematoda; Strigeidida; Schistosomatidae
Source: the annotation of a GenBank genome assembly
AUGUUCCAGGGAAAUGGAUUGAAAGCGUCUGUUGUCAAUCAAAAGGCUAGUAGUAAUCAAAAAUUUCGUUCUAAUACAUUAAAGUGUUAUACAGAUAAUUCAAGUAAUAUAACAACUGGUCUUAUAUAUCCAAGUCUUCCAAGAGUUAAUAUGUGUAAAACAUCCAGUGACAAUCAAGAAUUGGGUACAUUUCAACGGAAACCUUUCUCGCUAACUUCAUGGAAAGAUGCCUACUCUACAAAGGAAUAG